AUGUGUGCGGGGGCGGUGGAAGCGGCGGAGGCAGCGUCUGGAAACAUGAUCGCGACCGUGCGCGCUGGGCGAGCGCUCGAUUUGACUGGGCCGGGCGGCGACUGCUCUAUUUCUGGCCGUCUCGCCGGCGGGGGGUGGGGGGCGGCGGCGCCCCGGGGGCGGGGUGGUGGGGUGGCGCCGCCCCCUGCGAGCCGUGGUGGUCGCCGCGCGCUGGCCCGCCCUCGCCAGAUCCGCUGCAAGCCUCGCGGACUCCACAUUCCACGGCCCUCGGAUUCUUCGCGGACAGUCUCUUUUAACCUCUUGCAACCAUGUCAGAUGAUGAGGAAGUCUACUCUGAGGAGGAGGAAGAGGAGGUUGAGGUGUAAGUAUAUUGUUUAA
Schistocerca cancellata (South American locust) is the source of this 378-nucleotide messenger RNA. RefSeq lists its product as uncharacterized. The transcript has 3 exons. The coding region runs from base 1 to 378 and encodes 125 amino acids. Lineage: Eukaryota; Metazoa; Arthropoda; Insecta; Orthoptera; Acrididae. The record is from RefSeq and is a predicted model, not a curated record.